Molecule: messenger RNA, 432 nt
Organism: Pseudocercospora fijiensis CIRAD86
Lineage: Eukaryota; Fungi; Ascomycota; Dothideomycetes; Mycosphaerellales; Mycosphaerellaceae
Exons: 3
Coding region: 1-432 (143 amino acids)
Source: RefSeq, a predicted model, not a curated record
AUGUAUGGAAACAGCAGCAGCCAUCGAAUAACAUACAUCAGCAUUCUGUACGUAUCCAUUUCGUUGCUACAUCACUUACUUCCGGCCUCGUUGCCAGAGCCGGAGCCGUUGCCAGCAGAGUCGCCGUCUAAAAUCUGCAUUAGCCUCCUGGUGUUGAAGGGCGUCUACCAUCAACACUCACUGCCAUUGCCAGAGCCGGCGCCGUUGCCAGCAGAGUUACCGUCUAAAACCUACAUUAGCCUCCUGCUCUUCAAAGACGUCUACCAUCAACACUCACUGCCAUUGCCCUUAUUACCGUUCCGGUUUCCAUUCAGGUCACCAGUAGCAGAGCCGAACACCGCCGGCACUGCUCUGAUCGGCUGGGAUGGCGAGACCAGAGAUCGCGACGGCCGAGGCGAAGAUGGCGAAGAUAGCGGAGGCACGCAUUUUUGA